UUGAUGUGCGUUCCUUCAUUUCUGGUGAUGAGUUUCCUUGCCGCUGAGAUAGUGGGCGCAGAUCAUGACAGUCUUAUUAGAACCCAACUCUUUUCUACCGUAAUAUUUACAUCAGGCGCCUGUACCCUGCUUCAGACAGCACUAGGUGCCAGGCUGCCGAUGAUCCAGGGUCCAGCGGCAUCAUUUCUACCUGCCUUGCUGGCAGCCCAGAGAAGCAGGGAGUGGUCUUGUACAGAUAGCAGCACAGACAACAACAGCACAGACUACAACAGCACAUACUACAACAGCACAGACUACAACAUCACCGACGAUGGUUACAACAACACCACCUCAACUCUUGAUACUGUUCCAAGGGCCGACUUGCCGACCUGUUUGAGUCCCGAAGACAAACUGAGAGAAAUAUCUGGAAGUUUAAUGGCUGCCUCGGCUGUUGAGAUCCUCAUUGGCGGAACAGGACUUGUAGGUCUUCUCAUGAAGUUUGUAGGACCAGUUACAGUGGCCCCUACCAUUGCUCUGGUGGGACUGAGUGUGUACAAGGUGCCCAUUGCCUACACACGGUCGUCAUGGGAACUAUCCUUACUAGGUGUUGUGUUGGUCGUGCUGUUUGCGUUGUACCUUGGCCAUAUCGCCGUGCCCUUCCCCACACGGAGCGCAUGUUGCGCACAGCACAGGAGGAGAAAGAGCAAGACUCAUGGCGUGCUCAUCUUUCAGCUACUUCCGGUCCUCCUCAGCAUCCUCGUAGUGUGGGCCGUAUCUGGAAUCCUAACACAUGCAAACGUGUUCCCUACAGACCCCGCCAAUCCAAGGUUCAAGGCCAGGACAGAUGCCAAAUCUACGAUGUUACAUCGCACACCUUGGUUUUACGUCCCCCACCCAGGCCAGUUUGGAAUGCCGUCGUUCAACAUAGGACUGUUUAUAGGAUUCAUAGCAGGGUUCCUUGCCUCCAUUAUUGAGUCUGUAGGGGACUACUUUGCUGCGGCCAAAGCGUGUGAAGUCACCACUCCACCGAAACACGCCAUCAACAGGGGGAUAUUUAUAGAAGGGCUUGGGGGACUACUUUCUGGAGCGGUGGGAUUUGGCCUCUCCACAACAUCGUACACACCCAACAUUGCUGCUAUGACUCUGACUAAAACAGCUCACCGCUACAUCAUGUACAGUGCCGGUGCCAUUAUGCUGGUGCUGUCGGUCGUGGGGAAGGUCGGCGCUGCCCUGGCCACAGUACCGGACCCAGCUCUAGCAGGUGCUAUCGUAGCGACAUGUGGCAUGAUGGUCACCCUCGGACUCUCUUCGUUACAGUACGUCAAUAUGAACUCUUCCAGGAACCUCCUCAUCGUUGGGAUGGCUCUGUUCAUUGGCAUAUUUUUGCCAGAGUGGUUAGAGAGACACCCUGAGGACUUCGAAACAGGGGUAAAGGACCUUGAUAAAAUUCCGCAACUUAUUCUCGGAACUCCGAUGCUUCUUGGUGGCCUCAUCGCCAUCUUCCUGGAUAACACCGCGAAAGGAUCACGGAAAGACCGAGGUAUUGACGCUUGGCAGAAUCUUCUUGGGACCAACACCAGCAUCACACAGAAGCCCAUGGAGACGUCAUCAGACAAUACGUAUGGAUGGUUCUGGCAAGGUCGACUGUAUCAGUACCUGCCCUGCUGUUCACGGCUCCCCUUCAUGCCUCCAGGGACAGGGUUAGAUCGUACCCUCACGUCUCCAUCCCAGCCAGGUGGGACGCCGGAUAAUGUCAGAUCACUCUUGGGAAACUCUAGUGUGUAGUUCCUCUUCGGGCCGUGCAUUUUAUAUUCUGGGGUGGAGGUGGUAUUUUCAAAGAACACCCCCUCCUCAUCAAUAAGUAUCAUGAUUUUGGUCUCCGGCCGUAUCAUUUUCAACCCUCAUCGGAGGAAAGUUUUAUUUUCCAGAUUCCAAGGGCAGGCAACUAUGACAAGCCAUUUCAAAAUCGAACGUACAAACUGCCCAUGACGCACGGUGCCUCUCGUGUCUGUGCAGGUGGUGUGUUGGGGGGAGAUGAUGAGGUCCUUGUUGUGGACGUGCCAAGGACGUUUAGACACCAUGUUAACUUUUAUGAAUCGCUUCGAUAAUAUUAAUGUUUACAAAAAGGUAAAAUUAAGCCUCGUCAUAGUGUCAUUUUAGAUCAAACAAUAAGACAAAAAACAUAGUGCAUUUUACUUUUGGGCUUAAUAAACUGAAAUUUGUCAUCGGGUUUUACAAAUAGAAUUAUUUGCUCACGCUGGUCAUGCAGGAAGUUCCACAAAAAAAACUUUGUUUGAUUCGAUUUUUUCAGAGAUACUAUGUUUUGAUAUGCUUAAAAUUUGUUACCCAAGCUGCCUGCUUACAACUCGUGUGUGUGUGUGUGUGUGUGUGUGUGUGUGUGUGUGUGUGUGUGUGUGUGUGUGUGUGUGUGUGUGUGUGUGUGUGUGUGUGUGUGUGUGUGUGUGUGUGUCUGUUUCUCUGUCUCUCUAUAUACCUGUAAAUUGCUUUGAAACCGACGUGUUAAUUUUAGCUUUGGAUAUGACAACAUUUCAGGUUCGAAACCACUAAAUUGAAACCAAGGCAGGUUUAUUUCCAUUCUACCAUGACAGUGAUGACAUAAGUGCGGACUACGAGUAUAAUGACCUUCUGUUGACCUCACUUUUCCACGUAUGUACAUGUAUCUGGCCUGGACACAUUUUGUUAUUCAUAUUCCACCGCAA
This is a messenger RNA of Haliotis rufescens (red abalone), 2699 nucleotides long. Its product is annotated as solute carrier family 23 member 2-like. Gene Ontology annotation, cellular component: membrane. The transcript has 10 exons. The coding region runs from base 4 to 1764 and encodes 586 amino acids. The record is from RefSeq and is a predicted model, not a curated record. Lineage: Eukaryota; Metazoa; Mollusca; Gastropoda; Lepetellida; Haliotidae. Gene Ontology annotation, biological process: transmembrane transport. Gene Ontology annotation, molecular function: transmembrane transporter activity.